Messenger RNA from Funneliformis mosseae, 594 nucleotides. Lineage: Eukaryota; Fungi; Glomeromycota; Glomeromycetes; Glomerales; Glomeraceae. The record is from the annotation of a GenBank genome assembly.
AUGGUUUCUGUUUUAGCUUUAACUGCAAUAUGUUUGCCUGUUGAUGUAGAAAUUAUACAAUCAAUUUUAGAAAGGCCUAAUAUGAAAGUUAUUAGAACUUCAAUUAUUCAUCAUCCAGAAAUUACAUUAGAAAUUAAACCUAAACUAAUCGCAAAAAAUAAACUUUAUCAAAUUAUAUUUGAUUUAUUAGAUAAUCUUGAAGGACGCACAAUUAUUUAUGAGGUUACAGUUAUAGAGUGUAAUGAUAUAAUAAAAAAACUUCAAAAAAAUUUUGACCCAGCUAUUAUUGGAAUAUAUCAUGAAAACUUACAAGCUAGACGAUCUGAACAACAAUCUAGAGCAAUAUUAUUUUAUUCACAAAGUGAUAUCCGUACAUUAUUAACAAUUUUGAGUAAUAGGCAAGAAAGUUUUACAGCGUUACAACAUUCAUCUAAUCUAAAUGCUAUAAUAGAUAAAAAAGAAAAAGUUAUGACAAUGGUAUUAUUUGCAGAAAUAGUAUAUAAAUGCCAUCAACAAUUAGCGUACCAUUUUUUUCUUUGGCCUAAUAAUCCAAUGAUUUCAGAAUGUCACAAUUGCGAUAAUUGUAAGGAAUGA